AUGCCGGCAUACCACUCGUCUUUCAACGAGGUUCCCGACGUACGCCAGGUUGGGAACCUUGGCAUUCUCCCAAUCAAAUCCAAGUUCCGUGGGCCGGCCCCUUCUGCCGAUCCUUCAGAAGCGGACAUCAUUGACGAGGCCCUCGAUCUCUUCCGCGCCAACUCCCUCUUCCGUAACUUUGAGAUCAAGGGCCCGGCCGACCGUCUCCUCAUCAUAUUCAUCCUCUUCAUCUCCGACUGCCUUGCCAAGAUCGGUUCGGCCAAGACUGUUCCCAGCCAGAUUGAGGCAACGAAGUUGUUGAACACCCUCGCGGUGGACAACUUCCCCAUCCCUGGAGACGCUAAUUUCGCUCUCAACGCGCAUUAUGCACCACCGGCAAGCCGUUCAGAUGCUGAGUACCUUCGUGGCUACCUCACUCAGGCGCGACAAGAGCUCACAGCACGACUUGUGGAGAAGCUGUAUGCGGACGGCACUGGCAAGCCGAGCAAGUGGUGGAUGUCGUUCCAGAAGAGAAGGUUCAUGAACCGCAGCUUGGGCACACAAUAG
Messenger RNA from Dichomitus squalens LYAD-421 SS1, 546 nucleotides. Its product is annotated as ARP2/3 complex 21 kDa subunit. Gene Ontology annotation, cellular component: Arp2/3 protein complex; cytoskeleton. Gene Ontology annotation, molecular function: actin filament binding. Gene Ontology annotation, biological process: Arp2/3 complex-mediated actin nucleation; regulation of actin filament polymerization. Bases 1 to 546 code for a protein of 181 amino acids. Lineage: Eukaryota; Fungi; Basidiomycota; Agaricomycetes; Polyporales; Polyporaceae. The transcript is spliced from 4 exons. The record is from RefSeq and is a predicted model, not a curated record.